Messenger RNA from Salvelinus fontinalis (brook trout), 2629 nucleotides. It is a transcript of the gene lgals3b, whose product is annotated as lectin, galactoside binding soluble 3b. The record is from RefSeq and is a predicted model, not a curated record. NCBI's taxonomy places the organism in Eukaryota, Metazoa, Chordata, Actinopteri, Salmoniformes, Salmonidae. Gene Ontology annotation, cellular component: immunological synapse; nucleus. Gene Ontology annotation, biological process: positive chemotaxis; macrophage chemotaxis; monocyte chemotaxis. Gene Ontology annotation, molecular function: carbohydrate binding; laminin binding; IgE binding. Bases 1 to 768 code for a protein of 255 amino acids. The transcript has 5 exons.
AUGGAUCUGUCAGAUGCUCUGGGUGGUGGACCGGGCUUUCCAGGCCAGAACAACCAGCAGGGUGGUGGGGGCGUGUGGCCUGGUGGACAACCCAACCAACCAACAUGGCCAGGACAGCCUGGUGUUCAACCGGCUUGGCCUGGUCAGCAGCAACCAGGCCAGCCCACCCCCACGUGGCCUGGACAACAACCAAACCCUUCCCAACCCUCAUGGCCGGGGCAACAAUAUGGAGGUGGAGUACAGCCCAGCCAGCCAACCUGGCCCGGGCAACCAGGGGGAGGACCGCCCAGCCAGCCAACAUGGCCAGGGCAGCCUAGCCAACCUACUGCUCCUCAACAUCAAUCACUGAAAGUGCCAUAUAAUCAGAACCUGCCAAAUGGAUGCUAUGACGACAUGGUCAUCACCAUUAACGGGACAAUUAACCACAAUGCAAAAAUGUUCACAUUGAACCUGACCAAAGGGAAUGACAUUGCCAUGCACAUUAACCCUCGCUUUGAUGACAAGGGCAAGAAAACGAUUGUGAGGAACAGUCUGAUUGGCAGUAAAUGGGGCAAAGAGGAGAGAGGACACAACCACUUCCCCUUCACUCAGGGCCAGCCCUUUGAGAUGAAAAUCAUGUGCACUAACAACGAGUUCAGGGUGGCAGUGAAUAGCUCGCACCUCCUGGAGUUCAAACACCGCAUCCGUGACCUCGACUCAAUCAAACACCUGGGUAUCUACAAUGACGUCACCCUCACGUCUGUGGAGAUCGAAAACUGUAAUAUCUAGCAGGUUUGGUUCCAGCCAUAGAAAUAGAAUGACUAGCAUGGCCUAGCCUCAAGUUAUUUAUAUGAUUCCAAAGACUUCACUUAAUUGUCUUUAAACAGGAAAGUACAGUAGCUUGAAUCACACGCUUUAAGCCACUAGGACUGUCACAUUCUGUACUAGGCCGGUCUGUUCUCUGUUAAAACAUAUUUUGAAAAGUGAAAUUCCUUUAUGGCCAAUUCAUAUACUUUGGUCUUCAAGUAAUUUGUGUAAGCUGGUAAUGUAUAGACUGUAUGCAAUAAAUGUGGUGGUAACAGAUUUUUCUCCAUGUAAAGACGAUACAGGAUUUGUCUUGAGUGAUUGUAUAAUGCAUCCCACUAGGUGGCAGAGUUGAUACAUAAAUGUUUGAUAACCAACUAGUAUUUGGAUAGGCUGGGGAGAAACUAAUUGUAGCCUACCUGUACACAGUGGAACUUACACACUUAGGCUAUUACUUUACAUUAGUCAAUGAUGCACUGUCAGGCAAAUCCUUUUAACCCUGCAAACAUGAGCAAGUUUCUAGACUUUGCUUGUUGGUCAUGUGAGAUUUCUAUAGUUUUUCCAUGAGUGGUGACUUAUCUUCAGCACUUAAUGUUUGCUUGGAGGAAAGGGUCUUUGAGCAAUAUUGUUGAUGAUCGUCUCAAGUGAAGCACUGACUUUACAGAAGGAGCACGUUGACUAAAUCAACACUGCAUCUUUUCACUAGCCACUAAACAAAAUAUGCUAUUUACACCACUGAAAUUUCUGCUUUGAUUAAUUAAUUUCAGUUCUCUAUUUACAGACUAAGGCGUGCUUCUGCCGGUGUCUAUCAUUAGCGUUUCUCAUGUUUAGUGAUGUGUUGUCACAAUGUGGCAUAACUUGUAAAACACUCCUAGAACUCUCACAAUGGCUUUUAAUUUGUGUUCAAACAUUACAGCCCUUGCUGCCCUCCACCCCACGGCAAUGAACCCCUUGUGCUGUUAAGAUCACAUAAGACGAGACUGGCAAGAUCCAUUUAGACAUGACACAUCAUAGGGACUUUGCCCCGCCACUAUUUCCGGCAUGCCUCUGGCUCUUGUCCAUAAUCUACCAGCCAGACCACAUCUAACUACCCCCCUCCCUCCCCUCCAACAACUGACAGUGUCAAGUAGACACGGGCAAAUGGGUGGGUUGACUGGAGGCAGUCAUAGCUGCACUAACUUCAACUGAGUGGCUCAUAUCUCCAGGAGAGGAUGUGGACAGUCUGAUGUGGAGCAAAUGUUUACAGUAUGAAGUGUACAAUAAUACACAGCUCCAUAGUACCUUAAGUUGAUGUACACUUGAGAUACACACAGGUGUUUUAAAAAUGCUUCCUUGACAAAGGUGCUCGCAGGCACACUGAUCUGUAUGGCUAGGCUACACACAAUGAAAAUAGGUUACCCUCACGGGAAGCUUGUCUCAAGUUCAAAGCUUGUAUGUCUUCUGAGAUAAGAUGGCACCUUGCCUCCGGUAUAUGAUUCAAUAAUGAGUAUAAAGAUUGAUCAAAGCUACUGGAGGGGAAAAAACAUUUACUGAUCAUAUUCCUCUACAGCAGGCUACCAGAAGAAGCUGGCACAAGUAAUGCAUUCCAAAUGGCACCCUGUUCCCUAUAUAGUGCACUACCUUUGGACUUCAGAGUCCUAUUGGCCCUUGUCAAAAGUAGUGCACUAUAAAGAGACUAGGGUGCCAUUCAAAGACACCUUAGUAUCCUGAAGUCAGGUCACUGAUACAUUUUUCAUGAUGGAAACAAUGGACAGUCUUGAUGGAAACUGAAAACAGAUGAAUUAUUAAAUGACUCUUAUGCCCAUGUAUAAACUGCUGUGAACUUCAUAAAGGUUGGAACUUUAAA